AUGUUGGACACGACGGACGACAUCGCGGAGGGGAUAUCGUUCCAGGCGUUCGAGGACGACUGCCGCCUCCUCGCCAGCCUCCUCCACGACGUCCUCCUCCGCGAGCUCGGCCCCCGGUUCAUCCAAAUCCUCGAGCGCAACCGCAUCCUCGCGCAGGUACGCAUUUCCCUUGCCAUCGCGUCGCGCGAUCUCAUCAUUCGGGAAGCAGUGUACGUGUGUUAA
Miscanthus lutarioriparius is the source of this 222-nucleotide messenger RNA. The record is from the annotation of a GenBank genome assembly. Lineage: Eukaryota; Viridiplantae; Streptophyta; Magnoliopsida; Poales; Poaceae.